AUGGGCCUCGAAUCCCAUGUAGAAUCUCUCAAGCUGCCUCCCGAGCAGCAGCAGCAGCAGCAGCAGGAGCAGGAGGAGAAGGAGGGGCAGGGGAAACAGGGAGUGGUGCAGCCGCAGCAGAUACUAAGCGGAGUACUUCCAGGCUUCCGCUCAGGCGCAUAUAGCGCGGAUGCACAUGCUCUAUGUCUUGGGAGCAUGGCGAGAGGGGUAGGAGCGACGUUAGUGGAAGGACCCGAGCCUUCAAGUCCCCCUCAUGCGGAGAUUGUGGCGCAAGAUUGCGCGGGGACGGCGCAGAAGCGCCAGCGCAAGAUGACCCCCAAAGGCCUGGAGCUGGAGCGCGCGCUCAUGGUGCGGAAGAGAGCGCGCGCCGCCGCUAGGAACCGCGCGGAGCAACCGAGCGGAAGAAAGAAUGAGCAGGAAGCAGCGGGUAAGUGGGCAGGCGGAGCGGAGCGGGGAUGCGGGGGAAGCGGUGUAAACGGGAGGCGAGUAGGGGAUAUGAGUUGGAGUGUGGAUGUAGCAGGGGGGCCCGUGGAGCGUGCAGGAGAGGCGGCGAGGGGAAUAAAUGGGCGGAUGGGAGUGGGGGAGUGUGCGCUGAGCGGAAGUAGCGGUCAAGAUAGGGACCAAGAUUGGGAAUCACGCGGGGGGAACACGGGGAAGAGUGCUGGCGGCAGUUUGCAGCCCGGAGAGACGGGUUGGGAGGAGUGGAGGAGGAAUGGAGGGCGGGAUGGUGGUACGGAUAGCAGACGGGAAGCCUCUUUUAGUGGGAGACGGUACAGGGAAGAGGAGGAGGAGGAGGAGGAGGAACCUCCCUGGGAGCAGAGAAAUGGGGGAGAAGAAGAAGACAAAGAAGGGGAGAAGAACAAAGCGGAUGGGGAGGAGGAGGAGGAUGGGAAGGGGAGUCUAGCAGGCCGGUUGGCAGGGUUGGGUGCGUCGUAUGCGGCAGAGUUAAGGGAUGGGCUGGGCGGCUUCACCUGUCGCAUGCAGGAAAGGGAGGUCGCAAUUGUGGUGAUGGAGCGCACUGGAGGGGCCGAAGGAGGAGGCGAGGAGGGGGAGGAGAGGAAAGCGAGCAGGCCGAGGGGAGACGAGGAAAGGGAGACUGUCGGAGGGGGUAUAGUUCUGAGGGUGGCGGAUGUGUUGAGUAGGCGGGUUAUGCAGGCGGAGGGGGAGCUGGAGAGCGGCAAAAGCGGGCAGGGGGAGGUGGGGCGCGGGAGGAACGGAUGCGUGGUGUUGGGGUGUGAGGUGGAGAGCGAGAGGGAUGCGCGUGUGGGAGGGGAGGAGUUGGAGUGUGCAGUUGAUGUUCCUGUCAGCCUUUGUCUCAACGGCCCGUUUCAGCUUCCAGGCUACUCCUCUGGUGGUGCUGCUGGUGCCGUGGCUAGGCUUGUCGCAGUGACAGCACUGGCAGCAGCAGCAGAAGCAGGAGCAGGAGCAGCCGCAGGAGCGGCAGCAGCAGCAGCGAAAACGAGAACGUGGGUAGGAAGGAUGGUGGUGGCAGAAGGGGAUGGGGGAGGAGAGGGGACUGCCCGCCAACACAGCCGUUUAUGCCCCUCGCCACCCCACGUCUGGCCUCCUGGUACAGACCGGCGAGGGACGAGAGGAGAUGGCAAAGGGGCGAGAGGCGGCAAUAGUAGCACAUCUGGUGAUUCUAAGGGGAGCAGUGGUAGCGGGUCAGGUUCAGAAGGUCGGUUGGGCGGGUGUGGGCGAGGUGGUGGGGGUGGGAGAGGGAGGGGGGAGAGAGGAGCGCGCGGGAGACGCAGAGGGAGGGGCAGGCGGGGUUUCGGUGGUAGGAGGAAGCUGAGGUGGGAGAUUGGCGGUGGUAGGGAGGUGGUGAGAGGAAGGAGACGAGGUUCGGAUGGAGAGGAAGCGGCGACGAGAGUUAGACGGUCUAGGAGGCUUGAGCUGAAGCAGACUGAGGAGGAGGAGGAAUGGGAGGAGGAGGAGGGGGACGAGGAGGAGGAAGAGGACGAAGAGGAGGAGGACGGAGAGGAAGAGGAUGAGGAGGAUGAGGAAGACGAGGAAGAGGAAGAGGAGGAAGAGGAGGAGGGGGAAGGUGAGAUGCAACGGAGAGGGUGGAUGGGGCAGGGGAGGGGGGUGAGGGAAGUGAGGAAGAGCCGGGAGAAGGUUGGGGAGAAACGAUAUUGGAUGAAUCAUAGAAAGGAGGAGCAGCAAGGGGAUGAGAAAGACGAGGAGAAAGAGGAGGAAGAAGGGGACAAGGAGGGGCAGCGUGAGAAGGAGGGACACAAGGGUGUGAGAGGGGUGGGUGAGGAACGGGAUGAAGUGUCCAGUGAUGAGAAGGAGGUGAAGGAGGUGAAGGAGCAAGGCGGCAUGCAGGGAGGGAGGAGAGCAGGUGGCACGGGAGAAAGCAAGGCGGAUGAAAGGAAGGGCGUGGGGGGAGUGUGCAGCAGGCGGAGGAGAUCAACGAGUGGCAGCAGCAGCGGGGAACUGCAUGCGUCUGCUGGGCUAGGGCAUGCGCAUGGGCAUGCGCAUGGGCAUGCGCAUGGGCAUGGGCAUGGGCAUGGGCAAGAGCAAGAGCAGCACAUCCCUGUGCAUAUGCACAUUCAGGAUCCGCCAACUUUGCCCGGCAACAACAUCAACAACAACAACACAGCAGCAGCAGACGGCAUCAUCGACCUCCUUAGCCCCACGUCCACUGACACGCCCGUCCUCGUCGCCUCCCCCUUUCGCUCUCGCUCUCACUCUCGUUCUCGCUCUCGCUCUCACUCUCGCUCUCGCUCUGGCUCUCACUCUCGCUCCCACUCUCGCUCUUGCUCCCCGUCCCCUGCUCGCUCCCCACCAUCAUCCUCCCCGUCUCCUCCCUCCUCGCUCUCCACCCUUCCCCCCUGCACGUGCACUGGCAACGCCACCUGUCCUCACCCCUCUUGCCCGCACCCCACCUGCCUGCACCCCUCGUGUCUUGAGUCCCGCAUCUUUUCGCCCGCAGGCUGCUCGUGGCAACGCAAGAGGAAACGGUGGCACGUGGAGCAAGAGUUGGAGCAAGUAGAUUAUGCGAACGAGGGUUUAGGCAGCAGGCACGGCUGCCACGGCAGCAGCAGCAGCCCCACCGAACCCACAGCAGACCCCCCGUCCUUCGCGUUAGGAUCCUGGAGAGGUAUGGAGGGGGAGAAGUGGGGGGGGAGGGUUGGGGCGAGGAGGCUGCUGGUUCGGCUGGCGGUUGUGGCGUUUGCACCGGCGUGGAGAGCGAUGGGGCAGAGCGGGGCUGCGCGUGUGGAUAGAUGCCGGCAUGGGUGGUUGAGGGAGAGGCGGAGAUUGCUGGGCAGGUGGAGGGUGGAGGAGAAGCAGAGGGAAGAGAGUGAGGACGAGGAGGAGGAGGAGGGAUGGGAGGAGGACGAGGAGGAGGAGGAGGUGGAAGUGAGAGGAAGCGAGGGAGGCAAGGAAGGGGAUGAGGUGGCAUUGGUGAGGGCUCAAGCAGGGGGAGAGAGGGAAGCAGGCAGGGAGAUGGGGUAUGUGAACGGCCAUGAUAUGCCUGUUCCCAUGGCACAUGGCAGCAGCACACCACCAGCACCACCACCAGCACCACCAUAUGUCAGCAUGGCCCACAAUCCUGCUGCUGCAACUUGUCUUCACCACCAGCUGACUGGGCAUGACAACUUCUCACUCGCUGCCUGUGGAAAACUGCAAGUUCCAGUAGCAGCAGGCACAGCAGCAGCACCGACAGCAGCGGCAGCAGUGGCAGCAUCAGCAGCAGAAGCAGCUGCAGCUGCAGCGGCAGCAGAUGCACCCAAGCCUGUGGGCCUGUCGGGGCUGGAUGUGAUUCUGUCACAGAAGCGCGGAUGGGGAGGGGCGCACGCGAGCAGGGAUGGGCAGGAGGCGGGAGGGAGUGCAGAGGGGCACAGGCAGGUGGAAGCGUGCUGUAUUGGGCAUGGAGGUGGAGGGGACGGGGAGGGGCGGAGGCAGGCGGAAGAGAGUGCAGGGAGAGGGGGAGAUGAGUCUACAGAGCUGACAGUUGCUGCCCCUGCUGCAGCAGCUGAGGGUGAUGCCGCCGGUUGUGAUGGGGGCCUAGCUCAUCCUGUUCUUGCUGCUGCUGCUGCUGCUGCUGCUGCUGCUGCUGCUGCUGCAGCGGUACGUGAGUGUGAAGAGAGGCAAGCACCAUGCGAAAGGGAGGAAAGGCAGAAGGAGCAGGAGGAGCAGGUGUGCGGGAUAGAGUCAGAGCCAGUCACUGUGGUGUGUGAGCACACUGCUGUGGAGAUUUCAACUCAAGUCACUUCAGUCACUGCUCUCUCUGCCCCCGCUGGGGUCGCUCCGGCUCCCACCUUCCAUCUCUGCGACCCUCUGCUUUCCACUCCUGUUCGCCCCACUCUCCCCUCCGCCCCUGCCGCUGCUGCUGCUGCUGCUGCGAUUGCCACAGCAGUCAGCACUGCCAGAGACACUCAGCUGCCACCGCGUGCACCCAGCAAUGUGCCUGUGCCUCUCACUCUCGCCACCACUGCUGCUGCAGGUGCUCUUGGUUCUGACCCUGCAGCAGAAGCUGCUGCUGUUGAUGGUACUGCCGCUGCUGGUGCUGCUGCCGCUGAUGCUGCCGCUGACCCGAGUUUGGAUGCUGCAGAUUCGUCUAUGCCACAAGGCCUCCCAUGCACACCAGGCAAACAAUCGCUGCAUCCUGCUCCCUUCCUUGCUUCCCCGUCUGCUGCUGCUGCUGCUGCUGCUGCCAGUAUUGCUGCCGCUUCUGCUGCUCCUAGUACUGCUGCUGCUGGUGCUCCGGCUGUCAAUGCACCUGCGACACCUGCUGGCAGUGGGGGUGGCAUGGAAGUGGUGAGGGAUACGGGGGUGAGGCCCUUUGCUGUUGGGGCGCCGCCGAUGGGUGUUGGAAACUCCGCGACAGGGGAGACCGAGGCUGGUGGCAGCGAGGGAGAAAGACGAGCCACUGGAGGGGCCUUGGUCGAGGAGAUGGAAGCUGAGGAGGAGGGGAGCGUGAAGGAGGAGAGAGGGAGGGAGGAGAGAGUGAGGGAGGAGAGAGAGAGGAAGGAGAGAGAGAGGGAGGAGAGAGGGAAGGAGGAGAGAGAGAGGGAGGAGAGAGGGAAGGAGGAGAGAGAGAGGGAGGAGAGAGGGAGGGAGGAGAGAGAGAGAGAGGACAGAGGGAAGGAGGAGAGAGGGAAGGAGGAGAGAGAGAGGAGCAGUGGGAGAGAUGGCAGUGGGAGGGAUGGUGAAACGGCACGGGAGCAGGAAGAGCAGCAGGUGGGAGGGAGCGAGGAGGGGCGAGGUGAGCGAGGUGAUGAGAUUGGGAAGACAACAGCCGAGAGGAAAGGGCAGGCGGAUGUGCAGGCGGCGGUGCUUCCUGAGGCGCCUCAAAGUUCACCUCAAUGCAAGAGGAAAGGGCAGGCGGAUGUUCAGGCUGCGGUGCUUCCUGCUAAUGCCUCUUCUUCCUUCUCCUCCUUGCCAUUGCCAGAUGCUUGCUCUGAUGCUCUUAUGGUGCAGCAGACUCCUGAAGUUGGUUCAUCAGCUGAGUCACCCCCGAGGGCUAAAGAUUUGCUGGAGACCGCCAAUCUGCUUCUUCCGUUGGCCCUCCUGCCCGUGAGGCUGAAAACUUUCAAGCUGCCCGAUUUCAUAAGGCGACAUAGGCACCACCGAGCAGCAGGAAGAGGCAGGAGAAGGAAACAUCAGGUGCAGGAGCGAGAGGAUGAGGGGAGGCGGGAAGGCAAAACUGAGAAGAGGGGGAGCAAGGGGACAAAAGGCAGCAGAGGGAUGAGGGACAGCAGAGGGGCGAGGGUAGAGACGAGAGCAGGAGAGCAGUGGGACAAGGUAGAGUGCGGAUGGGAAAACGACGGGCAGCAGCAGGAGCUGAAUUUGAAUGGUUCAGGGCGGAGGAAGAGGCAGAGGAGUCACAGGAAAAGUGCCGGUGCAAGGGAGAGGGAGGGGCGAGAGGGGGUGGAGAGGAUGCUUGCACUGGAGACUGCUGGUGCUGCUGCUGCUGCUGGUGCUGCUGCUGCUGCUGGUGCUGCUGGUGCUGGUGAAAAGGAGGGUGCGGCUUCCUCACCCGCCCUGUCACUGGCCGCAGCAGCAGUGGCAGCUGCUGCAGCUUCUGUGAGGCGCAGUGCAGGUUCAGUGGCAGCAGGAGAGGCAACACCACUCACAACAGCGCAGAAUGUUUCCGUACCUGUUCCGUCUGCUGCUGCUGCUUCUGCUGCUGCUGCCUCUGCCGCUGCUGCUGCUGGUGGUGCUAGGGAGCAGGAGCAGCUGGAGGAGCAGAGAUCGGAACGGCAGCAGUGGCCGCAGCAGCGACUGGGGGAUUUCAAGGCAAGAAACGCAGGGAGGCACGGGAGUAGAGGGGGGGGCAGUGGUGCUGCUUCCGCAGCUGCAAAACAGACUGCUGCAGGAGUAAGAGCAGGAGCAGGAGCAGGAGCAGGAGCAGGAGCAGGAGAGCCUAGGACAUGGUCCUUGGAAAGACGGUGGAGGCAGGGAGAGAGGCAAGAAGAAGGGCUUGACGAAGGUGGCAGGUUGAGUGAGGGAAGCGAGGGGAUUGGACGGGUGGAGGACCAGGAGCAUGUGAGGGAUGGAAAGGAAGAGCAGGAGGAGAAUGAGGAAGAGGACUUGGAAGAGGAGGAAGAUGAAGAGGAGACAGCUUCUGAUGUAGAAACGGUGUGCUUUGAGUCGUCUCACGCGGACCAGUGCGUGUCUAGUGAGCGUGCAAACACUAGCGAGAGAGUUGGAGCGAGUGAGAGAGAGGGGGAGGGGCGAGGGGGAGAAGCGUAG
Closterium sp. Naga37s-1 is the source of this 6705-nucleotide messenger RNA. NCBI's taxonomy places the organism in Eukaryota, Viridiplantae, Streptophyta, Zygnematophyceae, Desmidiales, Closteriaceae. The record is from the annotation of a GenBank genome assembly.